AUGCCAGUAUACAUCAGGAAAGGGCCUGCAGAUAUCCCCGAGCCCUCCGACAGCGGCCGGGGUGAUGACGAGGAGGAGUUGUUCCUGAGUGACCCGGAUCAAGUCCAGGACCAGCUCCCCCAGCCGUUCAGAAUGAUAGACAAGGUCCUGGACAGACUGGUAGACAGGGCAUGGGACUUCAUCUCAGAGAGAGAAACUGUCAGGGUCACAGAGCAAGCUAAUACAACUAUACCCAUUAUGCAGGUCUCAGGGGACGUAAAGCUCCCUGUGAGGACCAACUGCAUGGCCUGCUCUGAGGAUGGCAGGUACAUCUUCCUGGGUCACCCCCACGGCCUGUCUGUUAUGGCUCAGCCCCAGGGUAUCUCCUCCUCUUCCUCUCCCUACUGUGUGCCAGUAUGGCAGGAGGACCAGGUAGAGAUCACCUCUCUUCACAUCACCUGUCUGGGGGAGAUGGCCUACCUGCUGGCAUCACUGGAUGAUAUGGGCCGUUGCUGGAAAUGA
Salvelinus namaycush (lake trout) is the source of this 501-nucleotide messenger RNA. It is a transcript of the gene wdr93, whose product is annotated as WD repeat domain 93. The transcript has 3 exons. The record is from RefSeq and is a predicted model, not a curated record. Lineage: Eukaryota; Metazoa; Chordata; Actinopteri; Salmoniformes; Salmonidae. Bases 1 to 501 code for a protein of 166 amino acids.